AUGGCUCCCGUCAUCGAGAAGCCUCGCCCAAUUGUGGUAUCCGGUCCAUCAGGCGCUGGAAAGUCCACCCUCCUCAAGCGCUUGUUCGAGGCUUACCCGAAUCGCUUCGGAUUCUCCGUGUCGCAUACCACCAGAGCGCCGCGAGAAGGCGAGAAAGAUGGCGUGGACUACAACUACACUACCAAGGAGAACUUCCUGAAGAUGGUGGAUGAGGGCGGCUUCAUUGAGCAUGCGCAGUUUGGAAGCAAUCUCUACGGAACGAGUGUGCAGGCGGUCAAGAACGUGGCUGAUCAGGGUAGAACAUGCAUUUUGGAUAUCGAGAUGGAGGGCGUCAAGCAGGUCAAGAAGACCGACCUCAAUGCACGCUUCGUGUUCCUGCAGCCGCCGUCGGUCGAGGUCCUGGAAAAGCGGUUGCGAGGCAGAGCAACUGACAAGGAGGAGGCCAUCAAGGAACGCCUAGCUCAAGCUGAAAAGGAGAUCGGGUACUCCAAGACACCUGGUGUCCACGAUCAGAUCAUCGUCAAUGAUGAUCUCGAGAAAGCCUGGCAAGAGUUCAAGGCCUUCUGCGUCCCGGAUGACCAAUAG
Messenger RNA from Zasmidium cellare ATCC 36951, 585 nucleotides. RefSeq lists its product as uncharacterized. The coding region runs from base 1 to 585 and encodes 194 amino acids. NCBI's taxonomy places the organism in Eukaryota, Fungi, Ascomycota, Dothideomycetes, Mycosphaerellales, Mycosphaerellaceae. The record is from RefSeq and is a predicted model, not a curated record. Gene Ontology annotation, molecular function: GMP kinase activity. The transcript is spliced from 3 exons. Gene Ontology annotation, cellular component: cytosol. Gene Ontology annotation, biological process: purine nucleotide metabolic process.